Molecule: messenger RNA, 2537 nt
Organism: Cyanistes caeruleus (blue tit)
Lineage: Eukaryota; Metazoa; Chordata; Aves; Passeriformes; Paridae
Source: RefSeq, a predicted model, not a curated record
GGAGCAUCCGGAGUUUGGUUUUUAACUGGGUAUUUUCCCGAUGAAGCAAUGUGUAGCCCAGCAGACCUGUCCCUGGCUGUCCCGAUGCCAGACAGCUGUUGUAAAUCACUGUCCCGGGAAAGCAAGCAGAAAGGACUCAGACAUAAACAGUAAAGCCUAAUAAGUGCAAGAUAAAUCCUGAGAUGAUUUUAAGCCAGCAUCAAUAGAUACGUCUUGUGAGGGAGACCUGCAAGUGGGUAAAGGAGAUGAUGUUACCAUCACUUUGCCACAUAUUCCAGGUUCAACUCCACCAAUGACUGUCUUUAAAGGAAAUAAAAGACCAUAUCAGAAGGACUGUGUGCUUAUUAUCAAUCAUGACACUGGGGAGUAUGUGCUGGAAAAGCUUAGUAGCAGCAUUCAAGUCAAGAAAACAAGAGCAGAGGGCAGCAGUAAGAUCCAAGCCCGAAUAGAGCAACAGUCUGCUCGAGCAUCUCAGCCUCCUUCACAGUUCAGAGCUCCAACCAAGCCAGCAGCUGGACCUAAAACUUCUCCUUUGAAGGAUAAUCCUUCACCAGAGCCUCAGCUGGAUGAUAUUAAGAGAGAACUGAGAGCAGAGGUUGAAAUUAUUGAGCAGAUGAGCAGCAGCAGUGGAAGCAGCUCAUCGGAUUCAGAAAGCUCAUCUGGGAGUGAAGAUGAAAGCUCAAGCAGCGAGGGGGAAGAGCCAGCACAUGUUUCCCCUUCCCAGCCACCACACCAGCAGUAUAACAACAGGAAUGCUGUUGCUAACGGCACCAGCAGGCCACAAGGAAGCAAUCAGCUCAUGAACACGCUCCGAAAUGACUUGCAGUUGAGUGAGUCUGGGAGUGACAGUGAUGACUAGAGGCUGCGCUUUUGCUGUUUCUGUUACAUAUACAUGAAGAACUAAUUUACCUGAAGUGAUCCUAUUGCUUAUGAAGAGGAGCUGGCACAGUGGUAGUUCCAUGUGUGGAAUUUUAAUAGAAGAAAUGCAUAGGCCUACAAAAUAGCAGAUGUUGAGGACUGUUUUACUGUGUGAAUUAUGUGUAUAUAUUGUGUAUAUUCUUAUUCUGUUAAAGCUUUGGAUAGAUAUGUACAGUGGGUGAACCAAUGUUCCUGUCUGCCACCUGUAAGUUUAACAUGUAACUGUAUGAGGUCAUCUAAAAAUUUGUGUUUUGUAGAUGUUCAGCGCAUCAUGACUUUGUCAGGGUACUUCUGUAUAUAGUGUGAGCAUGUGCCUACAAUGAGUUUAAAAAAAACAUGCAGGAGCUAGUGUGUGCACUGAAGUGGGACUGCCAUAAAUUAAGUUUCAAUACUAAAUUGAUUUCUUUGGUUUGGGACUUUUCUAAUGCCUUUUUAUUGCUAUUUAUGGUUGAUUUAAUAGACUGACUUUUAAACAGUUGGAAAAUAGGAAUGAUUAAACCAUGUUCAUCACAAACCUUGCUGCACCAGUGCCUUAUAAGCAGGUUUUUUUAAUAAUGCUUCAAUUCCUGCCACCUUCCCUGUAGGGAGCAAUACUGAAACCUCCUCAGAUUGCUUCUGCAAGCAAGAGCUGUGUGUUACAUACAGCCUCUGUGCUCUGAGGGCAGCGAUGACUCUAGCAAGAUAAAGGAUACACAUCAAUCACCUAAACUCAUCCGAGUAAGAAUCAGAUCAGCAUUCUCUUUAGAAACUGGAAAGUCUCAUUUAACUCAGACACUCAGACCUAGUCUUCAGAAAUACUUACAACCCCAACUACUUGUGACAUUGCAACACCACAAAUGCAAGUUAUUUGAUUUACUGUAAUUCUAAGAGUAGAGGCCUCUUUACAGUUUCCUAGAGAAUGCAAAAAGAGGUGACUAAACAAGUAGCCAUGAAACAGCAGAAGUCUCUCUCCCACCACAGUUGUCAAGGUAGACUUAGUCCAUAUUUUUCAUUGGACAAGACCUCUUUGUGCUUGGCAGGAGUACACAGAACAUGAAACAUUUGCCUAGGGUGAAAUUCACCCCUGUUUAAAGGGGGUUUAAAGGGUGCUUAGUUGGAUUAUCAUUAACUUUUUUGUUCACAUGGAAAAUGAGCGCCACAGGCAGCCUCUUGGAGCUUGAACACCAGGGUGACUUCUUAAAAUUAAAAUUCUGCUGACAUAGGACAACUUGCACCAUAGUUGUGGUGUAUAAUCCUGGGGAAUGGGAAGCUGAAUCAGAUGCCUCUCCAUUCUCAGGUGUCUGCUUUGCACUGCUCUCAUCUGUUAGUUUGUGUUUUAACUCCUGUUCGUUUACUGAGCUCUGUCCUUUUUUUAACAUGUUGAAGAGCAAGGGGACAUUUGAAGGGAGAUUUUAUUAAAUGGUUUAUUUUUUUGCAUUAGAUACAUAUUUAGGCAUAUUUUUGCAUUGUUGUACAUACAUUCAAAAAUACUUGGUUUUUUUAAAGUGUUUUGUGAUGCAGGUAUGUAUUUUAAUGGACAAUUAUGAAAUAUACUUGAUGAAAAGCUACAAUUGCUCUUCUUUUUUUUUUUUUCUUUUCUCUUUCCCUAUUCCUCAUGUAACAGUAAAAAUGGUCUGUUU